Messenger RNA from Motacilla alba alba, 1541 nucleotides. RefSeq names its product hydroxymethylbilane synthase (gene HMBS). NCBI's taxonomy places the organism in Eukaryota, Metazoa, Chordata, Aves, Passeriformes, Motacillidae. Gene Ontology annotation, molecular function: hydroxymethylbilane synthase activity. Bases 89 to 1261 code for a protein of 390 amino acids. The record is from RefSeq and is a predicted model, not a curated record. Gene Ontology annotation, cellular component: cytoplasm. The transcript has 14 exons. Gene Ontology annotation, biological process: heme biosynthetic process.
CCGCGCUGCGGCUGGUCACGUGGCAGCGGGGGCGAGGCCGCAGGUCACGUGGCGUGGCGGGGCGGGGCGGCGCUGAGGGCCGGAGGUCAUGGCGGAGCCGGGGGCGGCUGCCGUGGGCCUGGGGCCAGCGGAGUCUGCCGGGGGCGCCGACGGUGCGGGCGCCGACCCGUUGCUCCCGCAGCAAGAGAACGGCGUGGAUGGCAGAGCGAUCCGCGUGGGCACCCGCCGGAGCCAGCUGGCCCGGAUUCAGACCGAUAGUGUAGUUACGAUGCUCCGUGAGCUCUACCCAGACCUCCACUUUGAGAUUGUGGCCAUGUCAACAACUGGGGACAAGAUCUUGGAUACAGCACUUUCCAAGAUUGGAGAGAAGAGCCUCUUCACCAAGGAGUUGGAAAAUGCACUUGAAAGAAAUGAGGUUGACCUUGUAGUUCACUCUCUGAAGGACUUGCCAACUUCUCUUCCUCCUGGCUUUACGAUUGGCGCUGUCUGCAAUGAUGAUGAAGUAUUUUGGAGCCAGAGAAGGGAAAACCCGCUUGACGCUGUUGUCUUUCAUCCCAAAAACUGCGGAAAAACACUGAGCCUCCUUCCUGAAAAGAGUGUGAUUGGAACCAGUUCACUUCGGAGAGCAGCUCAGCUCAAGAAGAAGUUCCCUCAUUUAGAAUUCAGGGAUAUUAGAGGAAACUUAAAUACCCGUUUAAAGAAGCUAGAUGAGAAGGAAGACUUCAGUGCCAUCAUCCUGGCUGCUGCUGGGCUGAAGAGAAUGGGCUGGGAAAAUCGCAUUGGCCAGCUCCUAGGCCCUGAGGAUUGUCUGUAUGCUGUUGGACAGGGUGCCUUAGCAGUGGAAGUUCGUGCCAAAGACCAAGAGAUACUGAACAUGGUAUCUGCCCUGCAUGAUGCAGACACUGUGUUGUGCUGCAUUGCUGAGAGAGCCUUUAUGAAGCGUUUGGAGGGUGGAUGUAGCGUCCCUGUUGCUGUCAACACCCUGCUGAAGGAUGGCCAGUUGUAUUUGACAGGAGCAGUCUACAGCUUGGAUGGAUCUGAUAGCCUGAAGGAGACCAUGCAGACUGGUGUUAGUUAUCCCCAUCAGAAUGAAGAUGGACCGAAUGAUGACGUGCAGCAUGUUGGCAUCACAGCCAAGAACAUUCCUGGUCAGGCCCAGGAAGCUGCAGAGAACCUGGGUGUUGAACUAGCUAGUUUACUUCUGAGCAAGGGAGCAAAGCAUAUCCUUAGCGUGGCAAGGCAGCUCAAUGAUGCCCGCUGAACCUGGGGUGUGGCCAACAGGAGUGCUACAACUCUAGCUAUAAGUCUGUGCAGCUACAUCAUGAUCCUCUGGAGGGAUUUAUUUCAACAUUCACACCAGUCUUACCUGAUGUUUGGGUGCAAAAAACCUGAAAUAUGAAGUUAACUUGAGUAGUUUCUGCUCUUCAGAGUUUUCACUCCUCUCCACAUUUCUCUAAAUUGUUAAGGGUCUCUAUGAAGUAUUGUCAACAAUUUUUGUAGCUAGCGAGCUAAAAGAAAAAAUUAAAAAUAAAAUAAAAGCC